Molecule: messenger RNA, 1500 nt
Organism: Leishmania mexicana MHOM/GT/2001/U1103
Lineage: Eukaryota; Euglenozoa; Kinetoplastea; Trypanosomatida; Trypanosomatidae
Product: succinyl-coa:3-ketoacid-coenzyme a transferase-like protein
Exons: 1
Coding region: 1-1500 (499 amino acids)
Biological process (GO): ketone body catabolic process
Molecular function (GO): succinyl-CoA:3-oxo-acid CoA-transferase activity
Source: RefSeq, a predicted model, not a curated record
AUGGUGGGUCAUACACGCCGGAUCUUCCGGCCAAUGCUGAUGAGUGCCGCCGAGUCUGUCCAGGACAUUCACGAUGGCGCCACCAUUGCGGCCGGUGGAUUCGGCUUUUGCGGCUUUCCGUUUGAGCUACUCGAAGCACUUAACCAGAAGAGCACAAAACAGCUUACCCUCAUCGCUGGCACGACAUCAGGGCCUGAGGACGGAACCGGGCCCCUCGCGCGUGAUGGGCAGAUUGCGAAGAUCAUCACCAGCUACGUUGGCGAGAACAGCGUUCUCUCGGAUCGACUCUUUAAGGGCGAGUUUACAAUCGAGUUUUGCCCCAUGGGCACGCUGGUGGACCGGCUGCGCGCUGCGGGCGCGGGGCUGCCGGCCUUCUACACCCCCACCGGCUACGGCACAGCAGUAUCCGAGGGUCGCCUCCCUGUGCGCUUUGCGCCGGGCAAGUCGGUGAGGGUGGCCGAGUACAGCCACCCGCGCGAGACGCGGCAGUUCAACGGGCGGUGGUGCACGCUGGAGAUGGCGCUGCCAGCCGACUUUGCGUUUGUGCGCGCGUGGAAGGCGGACAAGCGCGGCAACCUCGUGUUCCGCGGGACGACGCAGAACUUCAACCUUGCGUCCGCGAAGGCUGCGAAGGUGUGCAUCGCGGAGGUGGAGGAGAUUGUGGAGUGCGGGGAGCUGGACCCGAAGACGGUGCACCUGCCCGGCGUGUAUGUGCAGCGCCUGGUGUGCCCACCGAACAUCAAGAGAGUCGCCGAGUUCGUGGUGGAGCGCAAGCCUGGCUCCUCGACGGGGACCGGCAAGAACGCACAUGCAAGCCGCAAUCUCAUAGCUCGCCGCGCAGCCCUUGAGAUCAAGGAUGGCAUGACACUGAACCUUGGCAUCGGCAUCCCCAACAUGGUGGCGAGCUACAUACCGCCUGAUGUGGACGUGGUGCUGCAGGGAGAAAAUGGCUUACUUGGCAUUGGCCCCUACCCGCUGCCGGAGGAGGUGGACCCCGAUAUCACUAACGCCAGCAAGCAGACUGUCACCAUGAGCAAGUCGGGUGCUUCGCUGUUCGACAGCGCCGAGUCCUUCAGCAUGAUUCGCGGUGGUCACUUGGACUUGACGAUGCUUGGUGCGCUGGAGGUCUCUGGCACCGGCGACAUUGCCAGCUGGUGGGUGCCUGGCAAGGUGCUGAAGGGCAUGGGUGGCGCCAUGGAUCUGGUGGUGUGCGGUUGCAAGAAGAUCGUGCUGAUGGAGCACACAGACAAGGAGGGUAAGUCGCGCAUCGUUGAGAGGUGCAAAGCCCCCGUCACAGGUCGUGAGUGCCUUGACAUGAUCAUCACGGAUUUGGCCGUUUUUGUGGUGGAAAAGGCGGCGGGAGGUGUGGGGUCGCUGGUCUUGACGGAGGUUGCCGAGGGGGUAACGCUGGAGGAGGUGAAGGCCAAAACCGAGGCACCCUUUGCCGUGUCUGCAGACCUCAGGACGAUGUCGUUGGCAGCGGUUCCAAGUCAAGCGUAG